Messenger RNA from Hermetia illucens (black soldier fly), 2359 nucleotides. RefSeq names its product F-box/WD repeat-containing protein 5 (gene Fbw5). Bases 191 to 2278 code for a protein of 695 amino acids. The transcript is spliced from 8 exons. Gene Ontology annotation, biological process: protein ubiquitination. The record is from RefSeq and is a predicted model, not a curated record. Lineage: Eukaryota; Metazoa; Arthropoda; Insecta; Diptera; Stratiomyidae. Gene Ontology annotation, cellular component: Cul4-RING E3 ubiquitin ligase complex; SCF ubiquitin ligase complex. Gene Ontology annotation, molecular function: protein binding.
GUUUACCAAUCCACGAACAGGGUGAAAACCUUUUAUUUACGUUUUGGUGCACCGUUCUAAUGGCUUUAGGUCAUUAAGAUAUUUUUGCCAAAUUCGUACAAUUGUACGUCGUGAAAACCGUUAGUGAGUCCUAUGGUCCUCCUCGCCCAAAGACUGAGGGAGACCUGCUACUUCUACCCCGCCCUGCAAAAUGAAUAAUCCAGGUCCUGCCCCCAAGUAUGGAAAUUGGUGGCGAGUUCCGGAGCCUGUCCUAAUCAAGAUCUUUCUUCAGUUGCGGGUGCAGGAGGUGCUCAAGUGCAGUUUGGUGUGCAAACGAUGGCAGGAAAUCGCUACCACAGAGUAUCUGUGGCACAAGUUGUUCCUGCGGGACUUUGACGUGCAAUCGGAUGUUGCUAUCAAACCAGGUGCUGAAUCAUGGCGUCAGGAAUACGCUCGUAUAUCAUCAGAUAUUCCAUCAGUCAACACCGAAAUCUUAUAUGGUCAUACAAAUCAGGUGCUCCAUGUUAGCUUCUCAAAUAAUGGAAAAUGGUUUGCAACAUGCUCGAAGGAUGCCAACUGUAUUGUGUGGACAGCAACUCAUCCGGCAACAAAGAAGUACACCUACAACAUGCGCUCGUGGAGCUGGAAAUACACACAAUGGUCCGCCUUCAACAAGUCCGAUACAGCCCUCUUGAUCUCUGGUGUUCAACUGCCAAGCAUAAAUUCAGUAGCUGGGGAGAUUGCAGUGUAUGCAAUCGACGACGAAAAUACAUAUCUGAAAUGUCGAGUUCGAAAUCGGCCCUACGAUGUUUUUGGGACCUGGUUCAGCGAGAAAUAUCUCCUUUCCGGAGACUUGUAUUGGCUUUCAAGUUCUGUUAGUUGUUCGAUAGUUUGGCUCAACAAAGCGGAUCAGGAAAUAUCUUCCGCCACAAAGCCGGUCCUUACGCAAUUGUAUAAAUUCUACAACCCAAAUGGAAGUUCAAUUAGAAGCAUAACUGUCGCCGAUUGUCCUUGGUUUGAUAAUGAAAAGGAAGAAGCAUACGCUGCCGAAGCGAUUGUAGACGAACAAGAAAACGCCGCCGCAAUAAAGAAAGCUCUACAGGAAUUGGCCCAAGCUGAAGGCAAUCCUGACUUUGGUUUGCACGAUGCGCAUAUUCUCUACUACGAUAAGGAACAAAACAUCGUGGGCAACCCUCUACAGGAUCCGAAAUUCAAAGGACUACCUCCAUUAGUAUUCAACAGCGACGACUCAACCGAUAUUGAUUCCGACGCUGAAUACCCAGCAGCCGAAAUGAAAGCACUUCCGCUAACCAUUCGCUACGUUGAUGCUUUCCGUCGAAAAUACGGACGACGAAGAAAAGAAGUCUGUUCGUCUCCAUCGAGAAAAAAAUCCCGAAAAGGCACGGCAAAGAGCUCAUCUCGGGAGAGUAGUCCAAGAGCUGAAGACGUGGGCGAAGGUUCCUCGAAUAGUCAAAGGAACGAAUCAAGUGAAGAGCGUGUUCCCCCGAAUCAUAGCAAAUACUAUGUCGAAUCGUCGUCCGAUGAUGAUGAGGAGUAUCGCAAUCCGAAGUAUCUCAUCUUUACCGCUGGGUAUCUUACGUAUACUCCACAUCAGAUUGCUAUCAAGCGAAUGAAAAAUGUGCAUUUUCCUAAGUUGUUGGAUCCUGGACCGUCGCUUAAGGAGCGCAUUGAGAAGCGAAGAAUGGAGCAGCGAGAGAGGAGAAUGCGUGUAGAAGUCGAAACGGAUUGGAAUAACUUCCCUGCCGUAGCCGAUAAGUUCGAUCGAGUGGAUAAAGUUAUUGAAAUGCAUGGUCAUAUUACAGGGAUGGCUUUGAGCCCCGAUCAGAGAUAUUUAUAUGUAAAUGUUCGCGCUUGGCCGCAAGGAUACGUCAUAACCGACUACAUUCAUCCUCCGCCAAUUGCUCAGGAGAUCGAUAUUCAUGUUAUCGAUUUAAAACGAAUGACACUGGUCGGGAAAACAUAUCGUGCGCAUAAAGCUUUCACCGGAAACAUUGAAUGUUUCUUUAUAUUUUUAAGUGUAUCUGAUGACUAUGUUGCGAGUGGUGCUGAGGAUCGCCAUGCAUACAUUUGGGAUCGAUACUACGGAAUGUGCCUAGCAAAAUAUCCACACGAGGAUGUAGUGAAUAGUGUAGCGUUCAGCCCUAAAAGCAGUGAUUUGCUCAUCACGGCGAGCGAUGAUCACACAAUCAAGGUAUGGCGAUCCAGGGCUACUGCUAAAAGUCUAAAUGUUGAAAUAUUAGGCGAAGCUGCGGAAUUCAGGAAGAAAAAGCAUAAGUAGGAAUUCAAAAUAUGAACUAGAUGAACUUGUAUCAAAUCGAAUUAUAUUAUAAAUAUUAAACGAAAUGUGCUGUUUUACGAA